Blepharisma stoltei is the source of this 1067-nucleotide messenger RNA. The record is from the annotation of a GenBank genome assembly. Lineage: Eukaryota; Ciliophora; Heterotrichea; Heterotrichida; Blepharismidae.
AUGAAUUUUUUAAUUUUCUCAAGCUUUUCGUUUCUACUUGUGUAUUCAGAUAGGCUUGAAAACUCAAUCACUGAAAAUUUGAAUGAAAUUUAUCAGGAAAUUGCUGGGAAAGAAGAAAAAAUAUAUGAAUUUGUAGAGAUUGUUUUCAAAGAAGAAGCUUUGUAUAGCGGCAGACAGGUUAUACUGUUGAAUAAUACAAUGUCAGGAGAGAUUUCCCUGCAUUAUGUGGUAUAUGAAAAAGAAGAUGACUCAAAUAAAACUGAUAUCAUCCUGCAUCAGACCCCAGAUUUUGCUUACUUUCUCCAAUCCUUGAUCGAACGAUUGCAUUUAAAAUUCUAAAUCUCCUAUUUUUUAUCAUAUAUUUUUCAUAUAUUAAAGUAUGAAAUCAAAUCUUUACUAUUCUCAAAAUAGAGCUACCUUAAUUUAUCGAAAACGAAUAAAGACAUAUUGAGGCCUAUUUGAUAAAAUAUUAUGUACUCUAUCUCUUAUCAGUAGUGCAUAAAAUCUCUUAUGUAGAAAAAAAUUUUAAAUAAAUAGUUAACAAAACAAUUUAUACAUAAUUUAUUUUUUUCAAAAUUCUUGAUCGAACUAUAAGAUUAUUCGAUUAAGGAUUGGAAAAUUACAGAGAAAGUGAUAUUAAGCAUAUCACCGAAGCAAUAUUUAAAGAAUUUAAUACCCAAGAAAUUCAGUACAGUGUUUUAACGUCCCCGAAGCGUCAAACUGUAGAAAUUGAGAAGGACAAAGUUUUUAAAGAUAUAAGCUUGGUGAACGCAAUUAUUUUUUAUAAGAAUCAGACUUUUUCUAUCAAUGUAAUUAUAGACGGAGCAAACAAAUCAUCGUUCCACUGACUUACACUACCAAUAGAUAGGAAAGAAGUCUAUACCUAUUCAACAUCGUCUCCAUUUACUCUUGCAAUUAUGUGCACUCUUAUAGUAACUUUUAUUGCUGUUUAUUUUGCGCUUUUUGCUUACUGAAGGUACUCAAAUAGUGUUCCGUUUACUAAAUUCAGGCUAUCCGACUUAAGAGCAUUAAUCACUACUACUCAAACAGAAAGAUCUUUUAAUUAA